Molecule: messenger RNA, 1626 nt
Organism: Rhododendron vialii
Lineage: Eukaryota; Viridiplantae; Streptophyta; Magnoliopsida; Ericales; Ericaceae
Product: fatty alcohol:caffeoyl-CoA acyltransferase
Exons: 2
Coding region: 110-1456 (448 amino acids)
Source: RefSeq, a predicted model, not a curated record
AUCGGGGACCACCAUUGAACCCAAAACACCUCCCCCUACAGUAUUUUUUUAAACAGCUUAAUUCUCUGGUUUAACUUACUUACGCACAUCUCUCUUUCAGAAUAAAAUAAUGGAGGUCAAGAUCCUCGAGACCACUGUCGUCCUCCCCUCUCCUCCGUCACCCUUCCACGUCGACCACCACCUCCCUCUCUCCCACCUUGACAACGAUCGCAACCUCCACGUCACCUUCCGUUACCUCCGUGCCUACGUCGCCACCAAUGACCACCCCACCACCACGACGGAUCCAUUCCACGUCAUCACCGCCGCCCUCUCCGCCGCCCUCCGCCACUACUACCCUUUCGCCGGCACUCUCCGCCGCCGCGAAGACAACCGCCUCGAGCUCCACUGCCAAGCUGGGAAAGGCGUGCCAGUUAUCCGCGCCUCCGUCGACUGCACGUUAGAGUCGGUGAAUUAUCUCGACGACCCGGCCGAGACUUGGAUAGAGAAUCUGGUGCCCGAUCCGGACCCAGAAAAGGGGCUGGCGAACCCGAUGGUUUUGCAAGUCACGGGGUUCGCGUGCGGCGGGUACUGUCUCGGGGCCAUGGUGCACCACGCGAUGUGUGACGGACUCGGUGCGACUCAGUUUUUUAACGGGGUGGCUGAGUUGGCUCGGGGAGCGAGUCGGCUGUCGGUCGAGCCGGUUUGGGACCGGGCGAGGUUGUUGGGACCGAGAGAGCCGCCUCGGGUGGAGUUUCCGGUUCAUGAGUUUCUGAGGCUGGAUGAGGGCUUUUCGCCGUACUCGGCGUCGGGUGAACCGGUUGUCAGAGAGUGCUUUCAUGUGAAGGAAGAGUGGUUGGACCGGUUGAAGGGGUUCUUGCGGGAGCGUUCCGGCUCAAGCUUCACCACGUUUGAAGCUCUGGGUUCUUUCAUUUGGCGAGCGAGGGUUAAAGCCUCCGGAACUCCAGGGGAUGAACAAGUCAAAUUUGCGUAUGCCACAAACAUAAGAAAGCUACUGAACCCCCCACUUCCAUCAGGCUACUGGGGCAAUGGCUGUGUAGCAAUGUAUGCCCAAACCACUGCCAAAGACCUAGUCCAUCAACCCAUAUGGUCCACAGCCGAACUAAUCAAGAAAAGCAAACGCAACUCCACCGACCAAUACGUGUGCUCGUUCAUCGAUUUUCAAGAACUCCAUUUCGCAGAAGGCAUCACGGCUGGUAAGGGAGUGAGCGGGUUCACCGACUGGAGGCACUUGGGCCACUCGACCGUGGAUUUUGGUUGGGGUGGCCCAGUGACCGUCUUGCCUCUAUCCAGGCACCUCCUUGGCAGCGUCGAGCCUUGCUUCUUCUUACCAUAUUCUUCGGCAAAAGGGGGGAGCAAGGAUGGGUUCAAAGUACUUGUGUAUUUGAGAGAGAGUGCUGUGGAGGGUUUUAGGGAAGAUGUGGCUAAGUUUAGUCGCCAGGAGUUUGAUUUGGUUUGAGUUUACUCAUCCAGUUUUAUCUUGACCAAGUACUGAUCGAUGGAGCAAGUGUUUUGUGUACUUUUUAUUACUAUUUGUAUAUUGUAUCGAGCCAAAGAGAAAUAACAAAUGGCCUUUGGGUCAGCUGGAUUUGCAACAUUUGUUGCUAAUAAAAUUGGAAGUGUCUAUUA